CUGGCUUGGUCCAGAGCUAAAAAAAUUUCUUUGCACAAGUUAAUAGCAAAUUGCGAUUAAAAGUGGAAUAACUACAGCGCCCGCACACGUUUACACAUUUCGGGGGCUGAAAUGUCGGAUUCUGAAGUAAGCAAUAUGUCGGACAGUGGAUCCGAGGAUGGAUCCAUAUCCAACAAGUCACAGCGUUCGCAGCGUAGCGUCAGAUCCAAAUCGGGUUUCCGGUCGCGAUCACGAUCCAGGUCCGCAUCCAGAUCUGCUUCGCGUUCCCGAUCCCGCUCCCAGUCGGGUCAUUCCCGCUCGGGAUCGGAGUCUCCGCAACGUAGGAACCGUGGGAAAAGCGACGAGUCUGGAGAGGAAGAGGAGGAACCACCGGGCGAGGACAUUGAUUCCGAGGAAUACGAAGAGGAGGAGAAUGAGGACCAUCCAAGGAAAAAGAAGAAGAAGGAGCGAUUCGGUGGCUUCAUCAUUGACGAGGCCGAAGUGGAUGAUGAGGUUGACGAAGACGACGAGUGGGAAGAGGGUGCCAACGAGAUUGGCAUUGUUGGAAACGAGAUUGACGAAUUGGGACCCACGGCCAGGGAUAUUGAAAUCCGACGGCGAGGCACAAACCUAUGGGACACUCAAAAGGAAGACGAAAUUGAAGAGUAUCUCCGAAAGAAAUACGCUGACGAGUCAAUAGCAAAGCGACGAUUUGGCGAUGGCGGGGAGGAGAUGUCGGACGAGAUAACCCAGCAGACCCUGUUGCCGGGUAUCAAGGAUCCUAAUUUGUGGAUGGUCAAAUGCCGGAUUGGAGAGGAGAAGGCUACGGCUCUGCUGCUGAUGAGAAAGUUUUUAACCUACUUGAACACGGAUGAUCCGCUGCAAAUCAAAUCGAUUAUUGCACCCGAGGGCGUCAAGGGUUACAUUUAUCUGGAAGCCUACAAGCAGACGCAUGUCAAAACAGCCAUUGACAAUGUGGGCAAUCUUCGGAUGGGCAAAUGGAAGCAGGAGAUGGUUCCCAUUAAGGAAAUGACGGACGUUCUCAAGGUGGUCAAGGAGCAGGUUGGCCUCAAGGUCAAGCAAUGGGUGCGCCUAAAGCGAGGCCUCUACAAGGAUGACAUUGCCCAGGUUGACUAUGUGGAUUUGGCACAAAAUCAAGUGCAUCUGAAGCUACUGCCACGCAUCGAUUACACACGAAUGCGAGGCGCAUUAAGGACGACGGCAACGGAGAGUGACGAUAGCAAGCGCAAGAAGAAACGUCGUCCUCCAGCAAAGCCAUUCGAUCCAGAAGCCGUGAGGGCAAUUGGCGGCGAAGUCCACUCCGAUGGUGACUUCCUGCUGUUUGAGGGCAACCGAUAUUCUCGGAAGGGCUUCCUCUACAAGAACUUUACCAUGUCAGCCAUUCUGUCCGACGGAGUAAAACCCACUCUAGCCGAGCUAGAACGCUUUGAGGAAUCUCCAGAGGAGGUCAACUUGGAAAUUCUCGGCAGCAUUAAGGAUGAUCCCACUUCAACCCAUUCCUUUUCAAUGGGUGACAAUGUUGAAGUUUGCGUUGGCGACUUGGAGAACUUACAGGCCAAGAUUGUUGCCAUUGACGGCACUAUGAUUACGGUCAUGCCCAAACAUCAGGAUCUUAAGGAUCCUUUAAUCUUCAAAGCCAGUGAAUUGCGCAAGUACUUCAAGACAGGAGAUCAUGCCAGGGUGUUGGCUGGUCGAUAUGAGGGCGAAACUGGUCUCAUCAUUCGCGUUGAGCCACAACGUGUGGUGCUGGUUUCGGAUUUAACCAAUCACGAGCUGGAGGUGUUGCCAAGGGACUUGCAGUUGUGUUCCGAUGUGGCCACAGGUGUCGAUUGCCUGGGUCAGUUUCAAUGGGGAGACUUGGUGCAACUGGAUUCCCAGAAUGUGGGCGUUAUCGUGCGACUGGAGCGCGAGAACUUUCACGUGUUGGGCAUGAACGGAAAGUGCAUUGAGUGCAAGCCAACCGCCUUGCACAAGCGAAGGGAGAACCGUAAUACCGUGGCCCUGGAUGCUGACCAGAACCAGAUUCGUCGCCGCGACAUUGUUAAGGUUAUGGAGGGUCCUCAUGCUGGCCGUUCUGGUGAGAUUAAGCACCUGUAUCGCAGUCUGGCCUUUCUACAUUGCCGCAUGUACACGGAGAAUGGCGGUAUAUUUGUCUGCAAGACACGACACUUGCAGUUGGCUGGAGGCAGCAAGACCAAUGUGAAUAAUGCAGGAACCCUGGGUGGCCUGGGAUUCAUGUCGCCGCGCAUUCAAUCACCCAUGCAUCCAUCCGGUGGUCGGGGCGGAGCUCGAGGUGGAGCACGUGGUGGCCGGGGCGGGUUCCGGGUCACUCGGGAUCGCGAGAUUCUGGGUAAAACAAUCAAGAUUAGUGGAGGACCCUACAAGGGCGCUGUUGGGAUUGUUAAGGACGCAACCGAGAGCACAGCUCGUGUGGAGCUGCAUACCUCAUGCCAGACGAUUUCGGUGGAUCGGAAUCAUAUUGCCAUUGUGGGAGUGCCCGGAAAGGAGGGUAGCGUGUCCACUUAUGGACGCACUCCAGCUCGUACUCCCGGUUAUGGAGCCCAGACACCCAGCUACACCGCUGCCGGAUCAAAGACCCCGCUGGUGGGAAGCCAAACACCCAAUUGGGAUACGGAUACUCGUACUCCUUAUGGUACAAUGACACCGUCUCACGAUGGCAGCAUGACCCCGCGGCACGGAGCUUGGGAUCCAACUGCAAAUACUACGCCGGCCAGAAACAACGACCUGGAUUAUUCGCUUGAGGAGCCCAGCCCCAGCCCUGGCUACAAUCCAAGUACUCCUGGCUAUCAGAUGACUUCCCAGUUUGCUCCUCAAACGCCUGGCACUCUGUACGGAUCAGAUAGGAGCUAUAGCCCCUUCAAUCCCAGCCCGAGUCCCGCUCCGUCACCCUAUCCCGUUGGCUAUAUGAACACUCCAUCUCCAUCGACCUAUUCCCCGAAUACUCCGGGUGGCAUUCCGCAGUCUCCGUACAAUCCCCAGACACCCGGAGCUAGUCUGGACUCUUCGAUGGGCGACUGGUGCACCACGGACAUUGAGGUUCGGAUCCACACUCAUGAUGAUACUGAUCUCGUUGGACAAACGGGCAUUAUCCGCACGGUUUCCAAUGGCGUGUGCUCGGUAUUCUUGCGGCAGGAGGAUCGUAGUGUAUCCAUUGUUAGUGAGCACCUGGCUCCAGUGCCUCCCAACAGUGGCGACGAGUUUAAGGUCAUCUACGGCGAGGAGCGCGAGUCCGUCGGCAGAGUGUUGUCCAAGCAGGAGGGCGAUGUGCUCGUCUGCAAAAUAAACGACGAGGUUAAGAUGAUACCCGUUAACCAUCUCUGCAAGAUGAAAUCCAUCGAUUAAGCUCUAUAAGAAAAUAUGUUUAUGUUGACGAAAGUAUCAAUGAAAUUUCAAAUAUUAUAAAAAUAUUAAU
Molecule: messenger RNA, 3433 nt
Organism: Drosophila serrata
Lineage: Eukaryota; Metazoa; Arthropoda; Insecta; Diptera; Drosophilidae
Gene: Spt5
Product: Transcription elongation factor subunit Spt5
Biological process (GO): regulation of DNA-templated transcription elongation; transcription elongation-coupled chromatin remodeling; regulation of transcription by RNA polymerase II
Cellular component (GO): DSIF complex
Molecular function (GO): mRNA binding; protein binding
Source: RefSeq, a predicted model, not a curated record